Molecule: messenger RNA, 1269 nt
Organism: Oldenlandia corymbosa var. corymbosa
Lineage: Eukaryota; Viridiplantae; Streptophyta; Magnoliopsida; Gentianales; Rubiaceae
Source: the annotation of a GenBank genome assembly
AUGGAGUUUAGCUUGUUACAAGAUCUUCCGCUUGAGAUCAUUGUGGCAAUAUUGAUGGUCUUGCCCAUUGAUGCUUUGAUGUGCAUGAUGUGUGUAUCUAAGAAAUUUUUUUCUUUGAUAUCUUCAAGCGAAUUUAUCAAGCGCCAUCUUUUAGCAGCACUGAAAGAAGGUAAUAAGUUCAUGUUAUUUGAUCCUAAUUUUGUGUACGAUGAACCUCAAAAACCUUUCUAUCUACUUUCUUAUGAAAACCCUAUUAAUUUUUCAACCAUUAAGAGAAUCCCAAAUGUCAUUGAUAGUAACAGCUACCAGAUAGUUUCUGCUUCUGGGGGUUUAGUGUUUAUAAUCGAUACUGAUAGUUGUGGGGCCAUAAUCCAUUUAUGGAACCCAUUUAUUAGAAGAUCCUUGAGUCUUACAACAUCAACUAUUGGUUUAGAGAAAUUCACAUUCAAUGAUUCUAGGCAUUUGGCUCUUGGGUUUGGUUAUGUAUCUCAAAGGGAUGAUCAUAAGAUUGUCCGAAUCCUUUAUGUGGAGGAAGAGGAGAAUGGUUUUCUUAGCAGUGCAGCUGCCCAAAAAAAAAUUGCUAAUAAAGAAAACAUUGUUCCAUUCAUUGAGAUAUUUUCACUCAGAAGUAAUACAUGGGAAAAGAUUGAAUCAUCCAUUUUUCCAUGGUAUUUGUGUGACUCUAUCUCAAGGGCUUUUGUCAACAACUGUGUCCACUGGAUGGCAUCUCACGUGGAUGGCAAUAGCAAUAAUAGUGAGCCAGUGAUUCUUUCAUUCGAUCUUCUAAAUGAAGUGUUUAGAGAAAUAAAGUUGCCUGCUCAUUACAAUUUUGAAGAGUCCAAGAUGGUCGAGGUUACUGUUUACAAAGGUAAUCUUUCACUUCUAUUCGCGCAUAACCCUAGUCUUGGCAACCUACAACAUUGUUUGUUGUUUGUAAUGGAGGAAUACGGGAAUGAAGCAUCUUGGACAAAAGAGUUUGAUGUUAUGUUGGACGGGUUUGUCCAUUUUCCAUCAUUGAUUACUGCUAACAAUGAAAUCGCCAUCAUCCGCACAAAUGUUGACGAUGGAAAAUCAGAAUUAUAUUUGCAUAAUUUUUGUAACAAUGAGAGUAGAGCAUUUGGUGAUGAUCAGAUUGAGGUACCAGAAAAUGUGGACUUUUUGCCGAUGAUUGGGAGUUUGGUUCUUUUGAAUGCUAAGAAUGAAAACAUGGAAUUGCUACAAGGAAUUGACGAUGAUGAAAAGGAAAAAGAAGCUUUGGACAGUGCGUGA